UAGAUGAUAAUUUUACUCAUAUGCCAGUUAAAAUUGCUAUUGAACUAGAAAGACAAUUAAAUACCAGUAAGAAUAGUAGAAGUAAUGAAGAAAAUAUAGAAUCUGAAACAGUUUCUUUAGUAAGAUCAAUAGAAACUAAAAAUAUUGAACAUGAAACUGAAAAGGAAAUAUCUCAAAUUAAUGAUAAUAGUAUUUUAAUUCCUUGUGCAAUUAUUGAUCAUAUUGAUAGUAAUAUUAAAAAGUGUGGUUCAACAAAUAAGUUAUAUAGAUUAUGGCAACUAGUUAGGACAUGA
This is a messenger RNA of Funneliformis geosporum, 293 nucleotides long. The record is from the annotation of a GenBank genome assembly. NCBI's taxonomy places the organism in Eukaryota, Fungi, Glomeromycota, Glomeromycetes, Glomerales, Glomeraceae.